GGGUGGUACAUACUCCGCGCGGCGCGUGCUCGUCGACCCACCGUCGGGCCGGUGGUUCAGUUUGGCCCAGCUGGUUGGCUUGGGUUAUCCUCCAUCGAUCUCUCAUCUCUCAUCACCCUUGGUCGAUUUGUUUCUCUCUUUAAUAUUUUUAUUUCUUUCUUCCCUUCAAGCUUGUCAAGUUUCCUUUGUCUUGUCGAUGUUCUACACAAAAUAAUACACAUACUCUGCGAAUCUUCAGUAAAUACAAAUAUUUAAACAAAUAUUCACAACCAACCAUCAACGCACUCCUUCCUGUGUAACAAGAACACUGAGACCACCCGAAAAACAUUCGAUUCCUCUUGACCAUUUUACUAAUCAUCAUCAUCCCCUUCCAGCUGGCAAACUCAUCUCCUCUAGUCUCUCCAACCGACUCAGACUCCCCUCCCCUCUCCGCAUCCCAUCCCACCGAAGGAUACUCAAACCAUGCAAGGCUUGCCUGCCCCACCACCCUCGAUUGGCUAUGAUGUCAACGAGUUUCGAAGGUUCUUCAAAUUCGGCCUCGACCAACUCCAGUAUAACAAUAAGUACAUCAUCAACGAUCUCACCACCCUGGCCAGUGUCUACCACCAUCGGAUGUCUACCUACAUCGUCAAGGAUAUCGAACAACACAUUCGAAACAGCCAUCCGUCGCACAGAUUGAUUGGAUUUUACGUCUUGGAUUCAAUUUGCAAGAACUUGGGUCAUCCGUUUCCUCAGUUAUUCAAACCAUUCAUUGAACGAUUGUUUUUAAUUGCUUACCGGGAUAUUGAAGACGUCGAUCCAAUCACCAAGGUCAAAUUCGAGGAACUUCUAGGAACCUGGAGAACUGGAUCAGCCAACCAAACCGAGCUCUUCGAUCCGGACAUCCAGAGAAGGAUAGAAGAAAGCGUCUUUGGUAACUGGCGACGGGACGAUUCUAAUGCCAGCCAAGCUUUCCUGAGUGGGAUAAAACAACAACCAGCAGUUGCCACUCCUGCCGAAAAGGCUAGCAUUUUAUUUGAUGUGCGAAGGAUCUUAUCGGAACGCGACCAGGUUGCCGCAGCUUAUCCAGCCGAUGAAUCUAACCUGGCUCAAAUUGCCACUCUCCAACAACUCGAACAAUUAAUCGCGACCCAGCAACUUACAAUCAGUCAGGUUGAUGACAUCCGAAAACAGCUCCAGCCUCUCAAAGCCAGCCUCCUCCCGCCCGCCCCAGUUGAGUGUGGUAUUCUACCGUCACAUUUACCGGCAAUUGUACCUCAGAUGGCUCCUUUACCUACCCUUCCUCCUCUUCAUCAUUCAAUUCAACCCUAUGGAGACUCUGAUUCACUUGCUAGUCUUACUAGACUCCUAGACACCAAUCCAAAUAUCCUUCUCCAGGCAGUCAAUCAAUCAACUCAUCCUAUUUCUCAGCAUCAAACCUCCUUCAACUUUGAUCCAAAUCUGCAACUGGGUUUUAACCAUCCAGAACAGCAUUCACAGUCCGCUGUUGUCUCCUCCGCUCCUCAGCUUGCGCAAGAACAAUCAAAUACAAAUAUGUUCGACAGCCAGCAACUAGCUGCCGCGCUUGCUUAUCUGAAUCCGGCAGCUCACAAUGGUUUGUUACCCAACCCAGGUGCUCAAGACCGACCGAUCGAGAUUACUCAGCAACCUAGCCCCGCGCCCUCCACGCUUAGCACUAGCGAAAGUCUCCCGGCCUCGCACACGGAUCCGACCAUAGUUGAAUACGAAAAUAUGAUCGCCAGUUUACCGAUAGAACUUCAAAACUCAUCCAUCAAUCGCGUCAAAGCAGCAGACAUUGCUGACAUCCUUUAUUCACACAUUCCUCAGUUCUGUCGCCAGGAUGGCAGUCGCUUCUUGUAUGGAAAGAUUGGGAGUCAGCGGGCAUCAGAGCAACUUGAUCGACACUUUCGACUUCAGAGGCGAGUGCAUGAGUCGGGACAACGUGCACAACAGAGGAUGUGGUCCCAAUUACAAUCCGAAUGGAUCGACUCUCACGACUUUGGGAUCGCCGGCCAUGGGGAGAACUCGAAGGCCGAGGGAAGUCAGAGCAAGAAGAGGAAAUCGAUAGACGAAGAAAAAUCGGAGACCGAGCUUUCGAAGAAGUCAAUCGUUCGACCCAGCUCGCCCGGCCUGGCUAGUCAACCCUGUCCGAUCUGCCAAGAGUCAUUCGAGACUCGGUUCGAUGAGGAUGAGGCGGAAUUCUACUGGACGAAUGCGGUCGAGUUGACGAAGGAGGCCGGCAAGCGAGUGGUCUAUCACGCGACUUGUCAUUACGAGACGAUUCGGAACAAGGCCCGGAUGAAGAUCAAGUCAGAACUGGAGGAGAACCGGCUCAAGAAGAGGAUUCAAUUGGACGCCGAGCGGAAGAGUCGGAGUGAGAAUGGAAGCAGAGAGCAAGCUAAUGGAGCUGGAGGAGUUGAGCCGCUGACUGAGCUUGGUAGUAGUUGUAAUAAUGAUAAUCAAGCAGUCGACUCUACGACUGGUGAUGGAGAGACAUGUUUACUUCAGCUUGAUGAAGCAUUCUUUGGCGGAGAGAGUGAGAGCACUAAGAUCAAACUUGAGUCUUCUGAUCCGAUUCCUCCUACUAGUACUUCCUCAGAGUUAAUCGUAGCCCAUCUUCCUAAUGAUGAUCCACAAGUAAAACUUGAAGCCAACCUCCCGCUUGUAAUCCCUCCUCCUAGUAAGGCCUCUCCUCGUUUGCUCGGCAAACGCAAAUCCUCUCCCAUUGAGCUUCUUGAUCCUCUCUCUGAUCUGCCUGAUCACUCUGUUCAUCUACCCUCUGAGGUGACGAGUAAGAAGUCCAAACUGAGUUCAACUUGACUCAUUCUUCUUCUUUUUUGUUGUCGUUGUUUUUCUCUUUUUUUAUUUUUUUUCAAAAAAAAAAAAAAAUGAAAUCAAAAAUCCAUAUAGUAAUCAUCGUUUCACGUCAACAUAUUUUUAUAAAAUGUAAAGCGGCAACCCAAUCAUCAUUUUCAUUAGUUGUGAUCUUUUUUUUUAUUUUAUCUUUCUCUUCUUUCAUGCGUACAUUUUUCUUUUUUUUUUAUCGCGA
Molecule: messenger RNA, 3049 nt
Organism: Puccinia graminis f. sp. tritici CRL 75-36-700-3
Lineage: Eukaryota; Fungi; Basidiomycota; Pucciniomycetes; Pucciniales; Pucciniaceae
Exons: 5
Coding region: 463-2820 (785 amino acids)
Biological process (GO): termination of RNA polymerase II transcription
Cellular component (GO): mRNA cleavage factor complex; cytoplasm
Molecular function (GO): RNA polymerase II complex binding; mRNA binding
Source: RefSeq, a predicted model, not a curated record